This is a messenger RNA of Adelges cooleyi (spruce gall adelgid), 1864 nucleotides long. RefSeq names its product GPI mannosyltransferase 3 (gene PIG-B). Lineage: Eukaryota; Metazoa; Arthropoda; Insecta; Hemiptera; Adelgidae. Gene Ontology annotation, molecular function: alpha-1,2-mannosyltransferase activity. Gene Ontology annotation, cellular component: endoplasmic reticulum membrane. The transcript has 2 exons. Gene Ontology annotation, biological process: GPI anchor biosynthetic process. The coding region runs from base 318 to 1802 and encodes 494 amino acids. The record is from RefSeq and is a predicted model, not a curated record.
CCGCCGUGGUAUGUUUAUUGAUAAGAGAUAAUAAAAAUGGUGAUAACUGAUAACAAUUGUAAGCAUCUGUUUUAUCAGUUGGCCGUUACCUGAUAACCUGAUAAAUAAAUUGUUUACUAUGAGAAUUCAAAAAAAGUAAAUUUUCUUAUUUAGAAUAAAAUAAAAUGAUUUUUUUAAGAAAUCAUAGUACUUCUAAACAUGUUUUGGUCAUUGUAAUUUUAAAAAAUAUCGUAACUGAAGUUUAAACCAAAAUUCGUCUAAAAAAACUCACUGUUUAGUAGCUAAAGAAGAUAAAACUAGAAAAUGAACAUGUGUAAAUGAUCGUAUUUGAAAUGAAGAAACGAGAUAUAUUACUUAUUUUAUUGCUGUUGACUGUAAGAUUGAUUCACUUGUUAAUCGUGCGUUCGUGGUUUGUUCCUGAUGAAUACUGGCAGGCUCUAGAAAUUGCUCAUCGUUUGACCUAUGGGUACGGUUAUCGAACUUGGGAAUGGAUACUCGGCAUUAGGAGCUAUGUAUCUGUAUUGUGGAUCGUUCUUAUCUACAAAACGCUUAAUUUAUUCCACCUGGAUAGUGUGCAACUAUUAAUCUGGACUCCACGAGUAUUUCAAAUGUUUUUUUCUGUGUACUCAGACUAUUGUUUCAUUCGAUGGCUACAAAAACAUUCUUCUUGUAAAAAUAUACUGUGGCCAGCCAUAUACUAUAUAACUUGCCCAUUCUUGGCUUACUGUUCUACACGCACAAUAGUCAAUACUACAGAAUUAAAUUUAACCACAAUAGCUUUAUAUCAUUAUCCGUGGUCGUUGAAAAAAAAUAGAGCAACAAAAUUUUUAUGGAUAGUUGGACUCCUAUGCAUCGUAAGACCAACAGCGGUGAUUAUUUGGCUUCCUUUGGUUAUAAUUGAUUUUUUUAAUCAUAAACGUUAUACUCUCCGUGGCUUGUAUAAAUAUGUAGGUAUAGGUGUGUCGUUAAUUGUUGUUUCCAUAAUAUUAGAUAGUUAUUUACAUGGUUCAUUAGUUUUUACCCAAUGGAACUUUUUGUAUUACAAUGUGUUUAAAAAAGUAAAUGAACACUAUUCGACUGAACAUUGGGCGUGGUAUUUUAUCAAUGGAUUACCACCAAUACUUGGUCCGAUAACUAUUUUAUUCACUUAUGCGUUAUUCAAGACAUUAAGAGAAUGCAAUUAUACAGACACUAAUUUCAAGUUAAUUAUAACAAUUUUGUGGAGUUUAAUAGUGUUCAGUAUGAUAGGUCACAAAGAACAUAGAUUCCUCUUACCGUUACUUCCCAUGAUAUUCUUUGUAACGUCCCAAUAUAUUUAUUCUGUCUGUAAACGUUUUCAAAAACUAACUGUCAUAAUGACUAUACUAAAUACUUUUGUCUUGUGUUAUUUGGGACAAUAUCACCAAGUAGGUUCUCUGAAUGUUAUGUCUUACUUAGCUACGUUGCCGAAAACUUCGAGUCUAUUAUUUUUAAUGCCAUGUCACUCUACUCCACUUUAUAGUCAUUUGCACAUCAAUGUGACAACAAGAAUAUUAACGUGUGAACCAAACAUUAAUAACACGCCGAAUUACAAAGACGAGGCUGACAUAUUCUUUGAAAAUCCCACCGAAUGGUUCGAAAAUACAUAUCUAUUCAAGUAUGAAAACAAUUAUCCUUCUCACAUAAUUAUGUUUAACGUUUUAUCAGAACAAAUUGAAAUGUUUCUUAAAGAGCGAAAUUACAAAAAAGUGAUAGAAUUUUUUCAUACGUAUUUGCCGAACAAUCGAGUUGGAAGUGAUAUACAUGUGUUUGCUAUUAUUUAACUUAUAAAUUAUUAUUAUAUUUUUAUAAAUAAUACUUUCUAUGGGAUCUUUUAAAAAUAAUU